AUGGCUGAAGCUAAAGAAGUGUCAAAAACUAGUCAAGAGUUGUCUGUUGUUUGCCAGUCUGACAUUGUAUUUUCCCAUCCUGGAGAUGAUGUUGUUCUGUCGUGUCAUCUUAAGCCGGCUAUCAGUGCUGCUUCAAUGGAAAUUCAGUGGUGGCAUAAGGAGGAUCCAGUUUUCCAUUAUAAGAAUGGACAGGUGACAAUGAACAUAGACUAUGAGGGUCGAGUGAGUCUCCCAUUGCAAGAUCUACAAAAUGGAAAUGUGUCUUUGACUCUCCGAGACGUCAGGAGUUCACAGAAGGGCCUCUAUAUUUGUGAGGUCACCCAUGAAAGUCAAUCAAUACAAGAUACUGUUUUUCUCCAUAUCAGCUCUGUAGACUUUAGUCUUGUGGUUUCUUCUGGCCCUGUGUGUGCUGCCCCUGGGGAAGACGUCAUUUUACCCAUUCAUCUCUUACCUGAAACCAGUGCUGUGUCCAUGGAAAUCAGAUGGUUCAGAGGGACAGAGCUCAUUUAUCAGUAUAUGAACAGACAGGAGAUGACAAAUAAUGACUUUGAGAACCGAGUGAGUCUGUCCAUCCAGGAGCUGAGGAGAGGAAAUCUUGCUCUGAUUUUGAGAAAUGUUCAGCCAUCAGAUUCAGGAGACUAUACAUGCGAAGUCUUUCACGAUGGAUGUCAAAAGAGAGGAGUAGUUCACUUGCAAGUGAGAGAGAUUGAGAGAGUGAAACAUCUCUGCAGUGUCAUAAAGCAAACACAUGAAGACAUUAUGCAACAAAGAGUAAAACUAAAUGAAACCAUAAAGUUGCUUGAAGAAACACUCAAACAUGUUGAUCAGCCAUCUAGCCGUAUAAAUAGUAUGGAAGGGAUUACCCCGCUCAUACAAGAUCAUAGCAAAUUGGAACGAUUCGACAUGGAAGACAGGAGAGCAGGUUCUACAUGUACCAGUAAAAGUAUGGAAGGAAUUCCCCCUCUCAUGGAAGGAGAGCGUGGCAGUCAAAGAACAAUACAAACUAGAGAAGAGGGUACUGCCACUGAGCAAGAGUUAUCAUCACUAGAUACGUCAUCACAGGUUUUGCAAAGACUAAGAAGAUCAGAAUUUGUAAGUUUAACACAAAGAGCUACACAGUCCCAACAGAGCCUUGAAGCAACCAUGCAAAGCACUCAAGAAAAGAGACAUGAGACUGUUGCUGCAGAGCAAGAGAGAUCCUCAUCAGCUGUACAACCACAGGUACAAGAGAGACCAGGAACAUCACAAUCAGAUACAGCACGAACACUAGAGAGGCCAGAAGGCAGGAGGCAAAGGAGACAAGAAAAAAGAGAGAGAAAAUGCCACAUUUUGUAAUUAAAUAUACUAAUUACUACAGGUUUAUUGUGAUUAAACAUUUGUAUAGAAUAGAUCUUGACUAAAUGGCCAUAUUUGGUCACAGUCACAGUUUUUCCUACAUUUUAGAUGUGUUAUGGAGUGAUCUGGAAUCAUUCUCAUAUUUGUGAAAUCCAAAAUAAAGUUGCUGUAAAUGAUUUUAGCCAUGUUGCUAACUUAAAUCAUGUGCCUUUACAGAAAAUAGUGUGUUUCCGAUUAAUUAUGUUUUCUGAUUUGGGGUUUGAUAACAUUUUAGGAUUUAAAAAGAUUUUGUUUUGCUCAGACUAUACAC
Sinocyclocheilus rhinocerous is the source of this 1645-nucleotide messenger RNA. RefSeq lists its product as uncharacterized. The transcript has 8 exons. Bases 1 to 1335 code for a protein of 444 amino acids. Gene Ontology annotation, cellular component: external side of plasma membrane. Gene Ontology annotation, molecular function: signaling receptor binding. Gene Ontology annotation, biological process: T cell receptor signaling pathway; regulation of cytokine production. The record is from RefSeq and is a predicted model, not a curated record. Lineage: Eukaryota; Metazoa; Chordata; Actinopteri; Cypriniformes; Cyprinidae.